AUGCUUCUCUGGACCAUUCAGGAUUUUCCUGCGUAUGGAAAUCUUGCAGGGUGUAAGGUCAAGGGCAAAAUGGGAUGUCCUGUAUGUGGGAAAAACACAGAUAGUAUGUGGCUGAGUAAUUGUAGGAAGCACGUAUAUAUGUCCCAUCGGAUUCGAAAAGGUCUACCUCCGAGACAUGCUUAUUGUGGAAAGAAAUCAUGGUUUGAUGGGAAAGCUGAGCAUGGGGAAAAGGGUAGGACUCUGAGUGGUCAUAACAUAAGCCAAAUACUCAGAAAUUACAAGAAUGAUUUUGGAAAUGUGAAAGUAACUGGAAGGAAGAAGAAGAUUAUAGAGCCUGUUGGAUCAGAGUCGGAUGAUGAAACCAGUGAAUCAGAGGAAGAGGAAGAAGCAGUAGAUGAGGAGGAGCUAUCUAGAAUAUGGAAGAAGCGGUCAAUCUUUUUCAAGUUGCCUUAUUGGGAGGAACUCCCGGUUAGACACAAUUUAGACGUGAUGCACGUAGAAAGAAAUGUUGCUGCAAGCCUUAUCGCAACGUUAUUGCAUUGUGGAAAAUCAAAAGAUGGACUUAACGCUCGUAAAGAUCUUGAACUGCUUGGCAUUAGGAAGGAUUUACAUCCUCAACCCCGUGGGAAAAGAACUUACCUUCCUCCACCUCCUUGGUGUUUGUCCAGCAAAGAGAAGAAAGCAUUCUGCAAGCGUCUAUCUGAAUUUCGUGGUCCGGAUGGUUACUGCUCAAAUAUAUCAAGGUGUGUGAAGAUGGAGGAAUGUAAGAUAUCAGGAAUGAAAUCACAUGAUUACCAUGUGUUGAUGCAACAGCUUCUUCCGGUUGCGAUUAUAGGGUUAUUACCUAAAGGUGUUAGGAUAGCUAUUGGACGCAUGUGUGAUUUCUUCCAUCGUCUCUUUCAUCUAGGCAGGGAAGCUCGGUUCUGUGGACCUGUCCAUUUCCGUUGGAUGUACCCAUUUGAGAGGUACAUGAAAGUGCUGAAAGACUUCGUAAGAAACCCUGCAAGACCAGAGGGUUGUAUUGCUGAAGCGUAUCUCGCAGAGGAAUGCGUUAGGUUCUGCAGUGAGUUCUUGAAAAAGACAACAAGUUAUAAGGAGAAACAUGAAAGGAAUACUGAGUUCGAGAGCAGCUCUAUUCUGGAGGGACGUCCAAUAUCCGCAGGCACUGAUUGUGUUCUUUCUGAGAAGGAUAUGAACAUUGUACAUCUUGCUGUGAUUCAGAAUAUGGCAAUCGUGGAACCUUAUGUGGACAUGCACCUACAAUAUCUACAGGACAGUAAUGACAAAUGUAGACGUGAUGCAACAAUAUUAUGGAGAACCCAUACUCAAAAAUUUGCAUCCUGGUUAAAAGAGCAGAUACCAAUUACUUCACAGAAUCACGAAGAAACACUGAAGUGGUUGGCCUACGGUCCUCGUGCAAGCGCAAGGGCUUAUAGUGGCUAUAUCAUUAAUGGUCUGCGGUUUCACACCAUUUCAGCUGACAUGCAAACUCAGAACAGUGGUGUUUUGUAUGAGGCAACAACAAUGUGUCGAUCUAGUGCAAAAGACACUUCUCAGAUGGUUGAUUUAGUAACCUAUUAUGGAAGAGUGGUGGAGAUUCUACUGAUCGACUACAAUACAUUCUACAUUCAUGUAUUCCGCUGCCAAUGGGCAAACAUAGGAAAUGGAGUGAAGGUAGAAGAUGGCUUCACACUAGUCAACCUGAACCAAAGCCAAAUGGCUUUUGCUAGAGAUCCAUACAUCCUCGCCUCACAAGCCAAGCAAAUAUUUUAUUCUAGAGUAGAUGAGUCAUCCAGUUGGUAUGUAGCUAUGAGAGGUCCUACAAGAAGAUACAGUGAAGACGAUUGUGAAGAUGGUCAUGCAGAUGUUGGUUCAUUGCCAGCAGUUGUAGCUAUGGAUGCUGAUGACUUGGUUGAUGAUUCUAGAAAUGCUAGGGCUAACUGCGAAGGAAUUUAUGUUUGA
This is a messenger RNA of Brassica oleracea var. oleracea, 1962 nucleotides long. RefSeq lists its product as uncharacterized. The coding region runs from base 1 to 1962 and encodes 653 amino acids. The transcript has 7 exons. NCBI's taxonomy places the organism in Eukaryota, Viridiplantae, Streptophyta, Magnoliopsida, Brassicales, Brassicaceae. The record is from RefSeq and is a predicted model, not a curated record.